CCACUCGCGAGCCGGCCGCUGCUGCUGGGCCGGACCCCCCGGGCUCAGCCGGGCUCCUUGCGGAGCCGCCGCCGCGCCCCGUUUGCUUAGGAGGAGGCCCGGGGCCGGGACUCCUGGCGCGGGCAUAAAACGGGCCGGAGUCGGCGCCUAGGGCACUAGAGCGGCGUACGGCCCGGGUCAGCGCCCAGCCGCCCGCGCUCUCCCGCCCCGCCCGACUGGGAGCGGACUCGGCGACUGCGAGACGAGCCCCUCGCCACUGCCCCCCUCCUGGCCCCGGCCCCCUCCCGCUGGCCCGCCUCUGGUCCUGCCCUACUCCCUCUCCUGCUCCCUCCUCCCGCCCGCCUCCCCAGCUGUCCGCUCCGCGUCAUGCCGAGCCUCCCGGCCCCGCCGGCCCCGCGGCUGCUCCUCGGGCUGCUGCUCCUCGGCUCGCGGCCGGCCGGUGGCACUGGCCCGGAGCCCCCUGCGCUGCCCAUCCGUUCCGAGAAGGAGCCGCUGCCUGUUCGGGGAGCGGCAGGCUGCUCCUUCGGCGGGAAGGUCUAUGCCUUGGACGAGACGUGGCACCCGGACCUGGGGGAGCCUUUUGGGGUGAUGCGCUGCGUACUGUGCGCCUGUGAAGCGCCUCAGUGGGCUCGCCGUGGGAGGGGCCCUGGCAGGGUCAGCUGCAAGAACAUCAAACCCCAGUGCCCCACCCUGGCCUGCAGGCAGCCGCGCCAGCUGCCAGGACACUGCUGCCAGACCUGCCCGCAGGAGAGCAGCACUCAAGAUCGCCAGCCAGCUGGCCUAGUCUUCGAGUAUCCAAGGGACCCAGAGCACCGCAGUUACAGCGAUCGAGGGGAACCCGGUGCUGGAGAGCGGACACGUGCUGAUGGCCACACGGACUUUGUGGCGCUGCUGACAGGACCGAGGUCGCAGGCGGUAGCUCGCGCUCGGGUCUCUCUGCAGCGCUCAAGUCUUCGCUUCUCUAUCUCCUACCAGCGGCUGGACCGCCCCAGCAGGGUUCGGUUCACAGAUCCCACAGGCAACAUCCUGUUUGAACACCCUGCUGCCCCGACCCAGGAUGGCCUGGUUUGUGGGGUGUGGCGGGCAGUGCCUCGACUAUCUCUGAGGCUCCUGAGGGCAGAACAGCUGCAUGUAGCUCUUGUGACAGCCACUCAUCCUUCAGGAGAAGUCUGGGGGCCUCUCAUUUGGCAAGGGGCUCUGGCUGCAGAGACCUUCAGUGCCAUCCUGAUGCUGGAAGACCCACAGCCUCGGGGUGUGGGGGGCAUAGCCCUGCUCACUCUCAGUGACACGGAAGACUCCUUACAUUUUUUGCUACUCUUCCGGGGUCUGCUAGGACCCAGGGAUGGAGGACCAGCUCAGGUUCCCCUGAAGCUUCAGAUUCUCCACCAGGGACAGCCACUCCGAGAGCUCCAGGCCAACACCUCAGCACAGGUAAGGGAAGGCCUGACUCUUGCUGCUGCUUGCCCUGGCCUCUGGCUGGCUGUUGCCCACCACGUUCCACUCUGUUCUCAGGAGCCAGGUUUUGCUGAGGUGCUGCCCAGCCUUACAGAGCAAGAGAUGGACUGGCUAGUGCGGGGGGAGUUGCAGAUGGUCCUAGAGAGGGCAGGUGGGCCAGAGCUACGCAUCAGUGGAUACAUUACUACCAGGCGGAGCUGCGAUGUCCUUCAAAGCGUCCUUUGUGGGGCUGACGCCCUGGUCCCAGUCCAGACGGGUGCUGCUGGCUCAGCCAGCUUCAUUCUGCUAGGAAAUGGCUCCCUGAUCUAUCAGGUGCAAGUGGUAGGUACAGGUAGCGAGGUGGUGGCCAUGACACUCGAGACCAAGCCUCAGCAGAAGAACCAGCGCACUGUCCUGUGCCACAUGGCUGGACUCCAGCUGGGAGGACACAUGGCUGUGGGUAUCUGCUCUGACCUGGGUGCCCGAGGGGCUCACAUGCUGCUCCAGAAUGAGCUGUUCCUGAAUAUUGGCACCAAGGACUUCCCAGAUGGAGAGCUUCGGGGACAUGUGACGGCCCUGCCCUACAGCGGGCACAGUGCCCACUAUGACAGAUUGCCUGUGCCUCUGGCAGGGGCCCUAGUGUCACCCCCGGUGCGAAGUCAGGCAGCAGGGCAUGCCUGGCUCUCCCUGGAUACGCAUUGCCACUUACACUAUGAAGUGCUACUAGCUGGGCUUGGUGGCUCAGAGCAAGGCACUGUCAGUGCCCACCUCCUCGGGCCUCCUGGGGUGCCAGGGCCCCAGCGGCUACUGAAGGGAUUCUAUGGCUCAGAGGCUCAGGGUGUGGUCAAAGACCUGGAGCCCGUGUUGCUGCGGCACCUGACGCAGGGCACUGCCUCUCUGUUGAUCACCACCAAGAGUAGCCCCAGAGGGGAACUACGCGGGCAGGUGCACAUCGACAGCCAGUGUGAGGUGGCAGGUCUGCGCCUGGCCUCAGAAGGAGCGCGGUUACCAGUGGCUCCAAAUGGAGAGGCAGCUGCCUUGCCUGUGUUGCCUGCUGGACCUGGGCCUGAAGCCUCAGUACCAGCCAAACACGGCAGUCCCGGGAGGCCCCGAGACCCUAACACAUGCUUCUUCGAGGGGCAGCAGCGUCCCCACGGGGCUCGCUGGUCACCCAACUACGACCCACUCUGUUCACUCUGCACCUGCCAGAGACGGACAGUGAUCUGCGAUCCUGUAGUGUGCCCACCACUAAGCUGCCCCCACCCGGUGCAGGCACUGGACCAGUGCUGUCCCGUGUGUCCAGAGAAACAACGCAGCAGAGAUUUUCCUGGGCUACCAAACUUGGAGCCAGGAGAGGGCUGCUAUUUUGAUGGUGACCGGAGCUGGAGGGCAGCGGGUACCCGGUGGCACCCCGUUGUGCCCCCCUUUGGCUUAAUUAAGUGUGCUGUCUGCACCUGCAAGGGGGCCACUGGAGAAGUGCACUGUGAGAAGGUGCAGUGCCCUCGCUUGGCCUGUGCUCAGCCAGUCCGUGCCAACCCCACUGACUGCUGCAAACAGUGUCCAGCAGUAGGGUCAGGGUCCCAGGCCAAGGUGGGAGACCCCAUGCAGGCUGAUGGGCCUCGGGGGUGUCGCUUUGCUGGACAGUGGUUCCCAGAGAAUCAGAGCUGGCACCCAUCAGUACCCCCCUUUGGGGAGAUGAGCUGUAUUACCUGCAGAUGUGGGGCAGGGGUACCCCAUUGUGAGCGGGACGAUUGUUCCUUGCCACUGUCCUGCGGCUCAGGGAAGGAGAGUCGAUGCUGUUCCCACUGCACAGCCCAAAGGACAGCCUCUGAGACUAGAACCCUUCCAGAGCUGGACAAAGAAGCUGAAAGCUCCUAGGGAGUGUGUCCAGAAGGCCACAUGACCAAGAGGAUGGGCCCGAGCUGGGAGAAGGAGCGGUGCUGAGGACCUUGACUCUCCUGUGGGAAGCCCAGUGCCUUUAACGCCUCUGUUCUGCUUCUUCUCCUCCCCUACUACCUCUGGGAACCGCAACUCUACAAGGGGAAAGACGGCUGGGUCAGACCAAGGCCAUAUCCACGCUAGCUCCUGCCCCAUUACUCUUUUGGCCUCUGCCCCAGAAGCCUAACUCUUUUCUUCUGUACAUAAUGCCAUUGGCUUAUUGGGAUUUUUUAAUUUAUCCUCACUCAGCGCCAAGGGUUCCCUCACACCAUUCCUGCUGCCCCUGAGCUGAGCAGAGUCAUUAUUAGAGAUUUUUGUAUUUAUUAAAAUGUUUUUUCAGUC
This is a messenger RNA of Microtus oregoni (creeping vole), 3714 nucleotides long. It is a transcript of the gene Chrd, whose product is annotated as chordin. Gene Ontology annotation, biological process: multicellular organism development. The coding region runs from base 367 to 3312 and encodes 981 amino acids. Lineage: Eukaryota; Metazoa; Chordata; Mammalia; Rodentia; Cricetidae. The record is from RefSeq and is a predicted model, not a curated record. Gene Ontology annotation, molecular function: protein binding. The transcript has 22 exons.